Messenger RNA from Drosophila subobscura, 934 nucleotides. RefSeq names its product small ubiquitin-related modifier-like. The coding region runs from base 95 to 463 and encodes 122 amino acids. Gene Ontology annotation, molecular function: protein binding. NCBI's taxonomy places the organism in Eukaryota, Metazoa, Arthropoda, Insecta, Diptera, Drosophilidae. The transcript has 3 exons. The record is from RefSeq and is a predicted model, not a curated record.
GAAUAUUUCAUUCCGAGUCGAGCAGUCGAACGUAAAAUAUAUAAUAAUAAUAAUAAUUCGAGUCGGGAAAAAAACGAUAGAAAUUUUGUUUUAAAUGACGCAAAAAAAGAAUACGAAAUUCGUCGAAAGAAUCCUAAUAAAAGUGGAGGCGGUUCACCAUUGUUUUAACCAUUGUAAUGUAGUACGCGGAUUCGUUAUGAAAAGAAACUCCAAUUUUAAGCAACUGAAAGCUGUAACUGCAAAAGAAAUUGGCAUCCGAGGCUAUUAUUUACGAUAUCUAUACAACGGACGAUUCUUCAACGAAACGGAGACACCACAGUCCAUGGGUAUGGAGGAUGGCGACACCAUCAACAUAUUUUUCAUAAUGGGAGGUCCACCGAAAGAAGCCAUGGCCGUGGAACAACUUUUUGAAAAUUUCCUGCUGCGCCAGAAUGUGCCUGGAGCACAAUGGCAGAUUCAAUAAAUUCUUUCAAAAGUCUACUCUCUACACGAAAACCUGACACUGAAAACCGGAAACACACCAAAUUGGAUAAAUAUACUACUUAUCCAAACUCCAAAGGGUAUGCUAAAAUCAGACGAAUCAGACAUUUUCUCAUAAAUUAGAAAAAAAAAAUACGACACGACACACCGAAUUCCGGAGCAGAAUGGAAAUCGGGAGAAAAUGGCGAGGAAUUUGGCAUCAGCAAAUAUUUGCAGCACGUUUUUCGUUUACAUAUCAACUUGACACCUUUUGCAUUACGAUUAAGAUGUACAGCUCGGUCCGGCAAGCAGAGAACAACGUUAUCAACACCUUUGUGGGUGCCACACACACACACACACGCACACACGCACAGUCGUCAUCCCUCUCUGUGCCAUCCCGUUGCGUCUCAUUCACGUACAAGUUCAAGUCAAGAGCGAGAUUUAUGUGUUUUGCUUGGGUGCCAUUCUGUUGCUA